AUGCAGAACUUAACCUUGGUAACAGAAUUUAUUCUUCUGGGCUUCACUGAUGUCUGGGAACUCCAAGUUGCCCUCUUUGUUGUCCUUCUAAUUACAUACCUGUUGACUGUAUCAGGGAAUCUUCUCAUCAUCUCCAUCACUUUCGUGGACCAGCGUCUCCACAGUCCUAUGUAUUUUUUCCUCCGGAACUUUUCCUUUUUGGAAAUCAGUUUCACUACCGUCAUUAUCCCCAAGAUGCUUGCUAACCUCCUUUCCAAAAGGAAGACCAUCUCAGUGACCGCUUGCUUCAUCCAGUCCUUCUUCUAUUUCAUCCUCGGCAUUGCUGAGUUCUUCCUCUUGGCUGCCAUGUCUUUCGAUAGAUAUGUCGCCAUUUGCAACCCACUCCGGUACACCAUCAUUAUGAACAGUAGACUUUGCAUCCAGCUAGUGCUGAGCUGUUGGGUGGGCAGUUUCUUCUUUGUCUUCCUAACAACAGUCGUCAUCACACGCCUACCAUUUUGUGGUCCAAAUCUCAUUGACCAUUUCUUCUGUGACAAUUCACCACUGCUGAAGCUGGCCUGUGCUGACACACGGCUCAUUGAAGUAGUUGACUUUAUUCUUGCAGUCAUCAUAUUACUGGGCACUUUAGCCAUCACCACCAUCUCCUACAUUAAUAUAAUCAUGACUGUGUGUCGUCUUCCUUCCACCAAGGAGCGGCAGAGAGCCUUCUCCACUUGUUCGUCUCAUAUUACUGUUGUCACUAUGUUCUAUGGUAGCUGCAUCUUCAUGUAUGUGAAGCCCUCGCAACGUGAAGGGAUUGACCUCAACAAAGGGGUAGCCAUUCUCAACACUGUAGUUACUCCUUUAUUGAACCCUUUCAUCUAUACACUCAGAAACAAGCAAGUACAGGAAGUGCUGAGAGAUGCCAGAAGGAAGAUAUUCAUUAGGAAUCUGAGAAGCUGA
Messenger RNA from Eublepharis macularius, 942 nucleotides. Its product is annotated as olfactory receptor 49-like. Gene Ontology annotation, biological process: G protein-coupled receptor signaling pathway. The transcript has a single exon. Gene Ontology annotation, molecular function: olfactory receptor activity; G protein-coupled receptor activity. Gene Ontology annotation, cellular component: membrane. The record is from RefSeq and is a predicted model, not a curated record. The coding region runs from base 1 to 942 and encodes 313 amino acids. NCBI's taxonomy places the organism in Eukaryota, Metazoa, Chordata, Lepidosauria, Squamata, Eublepharidae.